Molecule: messenger RNA, 876 nt
Organism: Australozyma saopauloensis
Lineage: Eukaryota; Fungi; Ascomycota; Pichiomycetes; Serinales; Metschnikowiaceae
Gene: YDC1
Product: alkaline dihydroceramidase
Exons: 1
Coding region: 1-876 (291 amino acids)
Biological process (GO): ceramide catabolic process; ceramide biosynthetic process
Cellular component (GO): endoplasmic reticulum membrane
Source: RefSeq, a predicted model, not a curated record
AUGCUACCAUUUGCUAAACCUUACCCACCCGAGCAGAAGCACGGCUUCUGGGGUAUUCCCACUUCCACAAUUGACUGGUGCGAGGAGAAUUAUGUGGUAUCUCCUUAUGUCGCAGAAGCCCUUAAUACGGUGACAAAUGCUGGAUUCAUUGCGCUCGCCACAUACGCCAUUGUCAUGUGUGUCAGGCAUAAACUUGAGAAGAGAUUCAUCCUCACCGCGUGCGGAUUUUUGUUGGUGGGUAUUGGCUCCUGGUUGUUCCACAUGACUCUACAGUACGAGUACCAGUUGCUAGACGAGUUGCCAAUGCUCUACGCCACAUGUAUUCCGUUUUGGAGUGCAUUCUCUGAAUUUAAAGAUAAGAGAGGCUCGUUUAUGGUUGGAACUUACCUUUUCAUCACCGUGGGUGUGCUUACGUGCGUGUAUCUUUGGUUCCAGGACCCUACUAUUCAUCAGGUCGUAUACGCAUUUUUGAAUGUGGGCAUCAUUCUUCGGUCCGUAGUAUUGUCUCGGAAGUUUGUCACUGACCCCAAAUCCUCUCGGGAGCUCAAUACGAUUAUGAUUCUUGGUGUGACCACUUUUUUGUUUGGUUAUCUUUUGUGGAAUUUGGAUGUUCACUUUUGUGACUUCGUACGGUCCACUCGCAGAGACUGGGGAAUGCCAUAUGGCUUUAUUUUAGAAGGUCAUGGAUGGUGGCAUUUACUCACGGGACUUGGCGUGUACUUCUACUUGGUAUACAUUGAGGCUCUUAGAUGUUGGCUCACUGGAAAGGACAAAUUCUACACCUUAAAGUGGACCUACUCAUUGUUGCCGGUUCUACACCUUACAGACCCCAAGGGUUUGGAAGAAUUCAACAGAAAUACCAAGAAAAAUGUCUAA